AUGAUUAAGGAAUUUAUCCGCUGGUACAUUGGCCGACUGAACGAGAAUGGACGACUAACGGUAAGAACCGUAGAGGCGUGCGCCGAGCGGUUCUUUAGUGGAUUUGAAGUAUUUAUAAAGACUAAAAUCAUCCCAGAUGAUCGAAAAGAAAUAAAAUCGUGGAUUAAGAAAACUCUGACGGCGGAAGGCAUAAUAGUGAACUAA
Penicillium robsamsonii is the source of this 204-nucleotide messenger RNA. RefSeq lists its product as uncharacterized. The transcript has 3 exons. Lineage: Eukaryota; Fungi; Ascomycota; Eurotiomycetes; Eurotiales; Aspergillaceae. The record is from RefSeq and is a predicted model, not a curated record. Bases 1 to 204 code for a protein of 67 amino acids.